UUCAGUACAAUGCAACCCGACGUUACAUAUGCCUUAGCUUGGGGGCUCUCAGCCCUUGCCCUUUUUUUCAUAAUAAAAUACAAUUGGAGCAGGCGAUGGUUAUACUAUUAUGGGUCUAAGAUAGACGGACCCUUCGGAUGGCCCAUCAUCGGAAGCGCCCAUUACUUCAUCGGGGGCCAAAAAGUAUUUUAUAAAAGAAUGAUCCAAGUGUUUGGAACACGCCCAUCAAUUUUUAAAUUCUGGUUGGGUAAAGAUUUAUUAGUGGUGACCUCAAAACCGGAAGAUGUUGAGAUUGUGUUGAAUAAUAGCAGUUGUUUCGGGAAACCGAAAUUUUACGAUUUUGCGUUUAAAUUGUUCAGGAACGGACUUUUGAUAGCGCCUGCGAGUAUUUGGAGAGACCGAAGAAGGAUUAUUAAUCCGACUUUCAAUCCGAAAAUUCUCAAUUCGUUUAUUGAAAUUUUUCAAAAACAUGCAAAUAAAUUAGUUUGUGUCCUUGAAGCGAGUUGUGGGAAAGAAUCGGAGGAUAUUUUUCUGAAAUUAUUUAGAUGUACUUUUGAUAUUGCGUGUGAGACCCUCGCUGAUGUCGAUAGUGAUUUAAUUAAAGGUCAGGAUGAAUACCUUCAGACAGUAAUAAGAAUGGAAGAUAUUUUAGCAAUUCGUUCAUUGAGUUAUUGGCUUCAUCCUGAUUUUCUUUGGAAACGUUCCACGUAUGGAAAAGAAAUGGAAAAAGCAUCGAGUGAAGUGUUUACCUUCGUAAAACAAAUUUUAGAUUUGAAGAAAUCUAGCGAAGAAUUUGGGAUAGAUGAUGAAAAUUCUUGUAAGAAGAAACGUUUUCUGAAUCAUUUAUUAACAACAAGUGAGACAAAUUCACAAAUUGAUCAAUUGGCUAUUGAGGAAGAAAUCCAAACAAUUUUGGUUACUGGUAGUGAGACUACAGCUAUCACAAUUGGAAUGGUUUUAAUAGUUUUGGGGAUAUAUCCAGAUAUUCAGGAAAACGUUACGGCCGAACUCGAAUUAGUUUUGGGUCCUGAUGAUCGAGAAAUAACUUUAGAAGACAUAAACAAAAUGGAGUAUUUAGAACGUGUGAUUAAGGAAACACUCAGAGUGCUUCCAAUAGUACCAAUUAUUACAAGAACGGUGGAGCAAGAUGUAAAAUUAGGAUCGAAGACUAUUCCAGCUGGUAGUUUUGUUCUUGUUCCCAUUGCUUCCAUUGGUAAAAAAGCUGAACUUUGGAAGGACCCGAAGAAAUUUAAUCCUGACCGAUUUUUACCCGAAAAUAAUGCAAAUCGUCAUCGUUGCUCCUUUAUUCCGUUCAGUUAUGGUCCUAGAAAUUGCAUCGGUUUCAAGUACGGCAUGAUGUCUUUGAAAGUACUUUUAGCAACAAUUAUACGCAAAUUCGAUUUUAAACCCUCACAAUAUAAGAGAAUUGAAGAUGUUCGUUUGGUUUAUGGUAUGGUUGCAAAACCGAAACAUGGCGUCAAAGUAAAAUUAGAGAAGAAAAGUGUUAAUUAAUAAAAAAUGUAAAUGUAUUUAAACAAUAAAAUAAACAAUAUGAAAUUAA
Tribolium madens (black flour beetle) is the source of this 1561-nucleotide messenger RNA. RefSeq names its product cytochrome P450 4C1-like. The transcript has 8 exons. The record is from RefSeq and is a predicted model, not a curated record. Lineage: Eukaryota; Metazoa; Arthropoda; Insecta; Coleoptera; Tenebrionidae. Gene Ontology annotation, molecular function: iron ion binding; heme binding; monooxygenase activity. Bases 10 to 1512 code for a protein of 500 amino acids.